Messenger RNA from Engraulis encrasicolus (European anchovy), 3696 nucleotides. RefSeq names its product ataxin 2-like (gene atxn2l). Lineage: Eukaryota; Metazoa; Chordata; Actinopteri; Clupeiformes; Engraulidae. Gene Ontology annotation, cellular component: cytoplasmic stress granule. Gene Ontology annotation, molecular function: mRNA binding. Bases 428 to 3481 code for a protein of 1017 amino acids. Gene Ontology annotation, biological process: cytoplasmic stress granule assembly. The record is from RefSeq and is a predicted model, not a curated record. The transcript is spliced from 26 exons.
GCUGCUGUAGGAAAGGGCGGGGAUGCUGGUGGUGGAUUGGUGAGGCCUACCGGUCAAAACCUCCUAUGUGGAGUAGGCGUUGUUUUAAAGUGGAUUUACUCGUCUGGCGAAUAAACCUUCCAGUUCAUGAUUGACUGUGCAGCCCAGCCAAUUGGACGCAUGCAGUCGGGAUCAAGGUGAACUGCGGCAAAUCAACAAACUUUUUGUGUCAGCCCCAUAAUGCGCCUUUGGACGAAUCUGCUCAAUGCAUUUGUUGAUUGACAGAGAGGGUAUCCACUCUCCCUGCCCAACAGGAGGGCGUUGACUACAAAAUGAGUGUUUUUCUGGGGCAGCUAGCAAUAGCCUGCUAGCGACUAGUUAUGAUAUUUCGUCAACAAAGCUGCGGAUUUAUCGUGGCAGUUAAUACACGACAUUGUUUAUUUCGAUCAUGAGUCGAUCGGUGAAACCACCUUUCCAGUCUCCACCGGUGUUUGAGGGAGUCUAUAACAAUGCUAGAAUGCUACACUUCCUGACUGCAGUAGUGGGCUCCACCUGUGACGUGCGGGUGAAGAACGGCACGGUGUAUGAAGGCAUCUUCAAAACGCUCAGCUCACGGUGUGAGCUGGCGGUCGAUGCGGUGCACAGGCGUGGCGAUGACGAGGGCUCGGUGCCCCCGAGGAGAGAGGAGAUUACAGACACCAUGAUCUUCAGCCCCAACGACCUCGUCACCAUGACCUGCAGAGACGUUGACCUCAACUACGCCACACGAGACACGUUCACAGACACAGCCAUCAGCUCUGGCCGUGUCAAUGGGGAGCACAAGGAGAAGGUUCUCCAGAGGUGGGAGGGUGGAGACAGCAAUGGAGAGAGCUACGACCUGGAGGGAGACGCAUCCAACGGCUGGGAUGCCAACGAGAUGUUCCGCUACAAUGAAGAGAAUUAUGGAGUCAAGUCCACAUACGACUCCAGUUUAUCCAUGUACACCGUUGCUCUGGAUCGGAGCUCGAACGAAAACUUCCGUGCGCGCGAACUCCGCGCUGCGCGUCUGGCCAGCGAGAUCGAGUCCAGUCCUCAGUAUCGCCACCGGGUGGCGCUGGAGAACGAUGAUGGCCGCACCGACGAGGACAAGUUCAGCGCCGUGGAGCGCGACCGCGAAAGGGGACGCGAGAGCCCCCGCGACAGGGACCGCGAGAGGGGACGAGACAGCCCCAGCGGACCUAGCAGUAGAGAGGGCAAGUACAUCCCGCUGCCCCAGCGUGCGCGCGAGAUGGGGGGAGCGGGCGGCAGCCUGAGAGGGGACCGGGACCGGGGUGGCGAUCGCUCGGACCGGGGACGUGGUGGCAGCUACCACUCCAGCCGGUCCACGCCCCCCAGCUCCUCCCCGCGACCCCCCCUGCCCCCGGCCUCCAGCGGCUCCGGACCCCAGAGCAACGCCCCCUCUUCCAACAGUGGAGCAGGUGGUCCCCCGUCGGAGAGGGGCAGCCCCCUGUCGAGCCGCGCCUCCUACACCCCCAGCAGCCCCCCCUCUUCGUCAUCCUCCUCCUCCUCCUCACACGCGCUCCCGCACUCUCACUCCCUACCGCACGCCCUCGCCGACGCAGGGAGGCCCGUCAAUGGAGUCCCUUCGAGAACCUCCCCCAAGUCCCAGAGACCCCACCAGCCCAACCGAGCAGCCCGCCCCUCCAACACACACCCCCACUCCUCAGCGUCCCGCUCUCCCAAGUCAGAGCCUGGCCCCCAGGAGUCCUCCCUCCCCUCCACUCCUUACAUGGACAACAAGCAGAAACCCUCUGGCCCCGCCCCUCUAUUCCCUGUAGAUGUGAAUGAGAUCCUGAGCGCGGCUGGAAAGGACAGAGCAGCAGCAGCAGCAGAGGCCGUAGCCAGUCCAGACGACGGCAAGAGCAGCAAGACUCAUUCUGCCCAGCAACUCUCUCAGAUCGAGGAACUCCGCAAGUUUGGUAAAGAGUUCAGGCUGGGCUCCAGCACGGGUGGCCCCAGCUCUCCUGGCUCUGCAGCAGCAGCUCCAGCAGGUCCCGGGGGUGAGAACCCCGCCGCUGCCCAGCCCGGAGCUCCCAAAGCCCCCUCGGCCGCUGCCGAGGCCCCCUGCCCCGUCCCCGACGCAGCCAAGCCUGGACUCACCCUGAGCCAGCAGCCCCCCGCACCCGCCUCCCCCGCCGACGACCCUCACAAGGAGAAGGAUGCCGCCUCCACGCCCGCACCCCCCUCCGGAGCGUCCAGCUUGCCACUUUCUGACAGGCAGUCGCCAGCCACCCCACAGCUUGCCAGGACCCCCGGCGCAGAGGACGGCCGGCCAGAGGCGCCCGUUGAGGCAGUCACAGACAGUGGCAGUGUAUGCAGCAGCAGUAACAGCAGCGGUAGUAGCAGCCAAGUGAAGAGGUCUACGCUGAACCCCAACGCCAAAGAGUUCAACCCCAUAAGCAAGCCCCCCAUGGCCAUGUCUAAGCCCACGUCUGCCCCUACCCCUCCACGUCCGACCCCUCCCAGUCCCUCGGUGGUGCUGCAGCAUCCAGCGGGCCAGGGAGCCGUGUAUGGAGCGCCCUACCUCUCAUAUGUAUCACAGAUACACCCUGUACAGCCUCAGCAGAUGUAUCAGUACCCGAUGCAGGCCGUCAACCAGGGCAAAUACCCACGAGCCAAAGGUUCGGUGGUGGCUCAGCGGUCUGACCACGGCUCCUCGGCGCCCCCUAUGCUCCAGGCGGCCUCUGCAGCCGGCGCCCCGCUGGUGGCCUCGCACUACCCCCAGUCAUACCUGCCCUACAACCCCCCUCAGUACGGAGGACAGCAGGUCAUACAGGCCAUGAGCCCCUACCCCGGACAGCCGGCGAUGUACUCCAUGCUGCAGGGUGGUGCUCGUAUGCUGAGUUCGGGUGGGGGCCACCCCCAGGCCCUUGGCCCCCCGGGGGGCCCCCAGUUCCCCGGACAGAACGAAGGGCCCCAGGGCCCUCAGCAGGGCAUCUAUGCUCCUCAGUCGUUCUCUCAUCACUCUGGGGCGGUUCACCAACCUCAGCCCUCAAGCACCCCUACUGGUAGCCAGCCGCAACCGCAGCACACCACGCCUAGCCCCGGACAGACGGGUCAGUCGGGUCCCCAGGGCCAGUCCCUGUACCACUCGGGUCCGCUGUCGGCCCCCACCCCGCCUAACCUGCCCCCGGGACACAGCUCCCCGCAGGCCUCCUACCCGCUGCCCGGCUACAACAUCCACGGACCCCAGGGGCUGCCACACACCUACAACCUCGCACAGAUCACACAGGCCCAUGUCCAAGGCCCCAUGUCGGGCCCGCACCCGUCUGGUACCCACGGCCCCCCUCAGAUGGUGAUGCUGCAUGCGCCCCCCCAGGCAGGACCUGGCUCCUCCCAGCACCCCCAGCACGGGCCCCAGCAGGGGCCCCCCCAGCACUUCGCUUACAUCGGACACCCCCAGGCUGUUCAGGUCCCUCAGCAGCAUCCCCAGCAGCUCUCCUUCCAUCCUCAAGGCAACUGAGCAACGUCGUCGCCAUAGCAGCCACCCUUUGACUCCUCCCUCCUUCCGUCUCUUCUGUAGACCACGCCCACAAAGAAGACUUGGACCAAUUUGAGGGGAAGAGGGGGGCAGAGUGAAAGGGGGGAGAGGGGAUUUGUUUGUUUUCCCUCCCGUGUGUGUGUGUGAUUCCCUCCUUCCCCAUUGCUUGACCCUGCCCUCACAAUAUUACCCCUAAC